UCCAAUGGACCGGCGAUGAUAAGCAGCCAGCCGGGUCAGCCGAUAAGCCGUUGAGAAGCUCAUGGAUGUCCAGUGAGGAGCUGCACGCGCGGCAGACGGCCACGACGUCGUCCGUGGUAAAAUGCAAACUUGCGAAUUUCACGGAUGCCCGAGUGCUCGAAACGACCGGGGAAGAGGGGGACCGUUGCGAGCCUGCGAAAGAGCAAAGUAAACACGAGCUAGCCGCGAGACGGGCAGGGAACUCGAGCGGAUUUUGUAGUGUUAACAGCGAACCGACUGUUCUAGACACGACGACCACGCUGGAACGAGACUUGUCACGUGUAAUCCGUUGCAACGAGAUUCAAUCGAAUCUCUCGUCUCUUCUAUGCGAUGAACGGACCGUUCAUGAGGUAGUUGAUAGCAAUUCUGAGAAGAACGAAGUACAGAACCUGACAGUCCAGGUGAAUGUUCCUUGCGUUGAAACUGCGGAUUGGAGGACUUCCCAGGUGACUGUGGAGAAUUGUUUGAACCCCGACAGACUGAUUCAAACGGGGCUAGGCGAUCAGACUCCAAAGAAGACCCAGAGCGAGACUAGAAGCGUGCGCAGGAAGAAGGUGAAGAUCGUUAGGUAUCGGAGGAUCCAGGAUUCAAACGACUGGAAGAUGAAGUUCACUAUUAGGAUGAUCAGGGUCAGGGACAAGCUGAUGCUUGGCCUGAGCGCCUUCACUAUAUUGUUUACUAUUCUAUUGGUGAUGGACCUUCAGAUGGACUUGGGGUAUAGCGGGCAUCAUCUUGUGCCCAGUCAUGGACGUGUUCGGAUGGGGGACGAUCCGAACACGGAUACUAUUUAUAAUAAUUUUCGACGGAAGUUCUUGCAACGUGUGAACGCCAGCAAGGAACAGACCAGUGGUGAUGUGUCCGGGACAACGCAGAACAGUGGAAAGGAGGCUGGCGAUGUGGGUAGGGACUCGAGGACCGAGAAGAUCGUGGUGCACGACAGCUUUCAGGAUUUAGUGGACAUCGUGGUGAAGGGUUAUGGUGUUAGUGUGUACGAGGGUGUGGCUAGGAUCAGCGGGGAGGAUCAUUCGUACAACCCGACGUUGGGUGAUUUGAAGAAGAUGAGGCCAAAGAAGAACAGCUCGACUCUCGACAGAUUCCAUUUGCAAAUUUCCAGAACGGAACUGUACCCAGCCGACUCGAAGUAUGCGGACCAAUUGCUGCACGAAAUCGCGACGAAGCCUAUCGUCCAUGUUGCCCAAAAGGAGGGUGGAACGCAGCUGAAGCUCGAGAUUAAAUAUUCGAACAUGCAGGCGCUUUUCAAGCCUAUGAGGUUCCCUCGACAGCAGCAGACUCUGCCGAAUCACUUUUAUUUCACCGACUUCGAGAGACACACGGCCGAGAUCGCAGCGUUCCAUUUGGACAGACAUUUGGGAUUCCGAAGGGCGAUGCCAGUCACGGGUAGAACGUUGAACCUGACGACAGAGAUCUAUCGGAUCGCCGACGGCGAGCUCCUGAAGACGUUCUUCGUCAGUCCAGCUGGUAAUAUCUGCUUCCACGGGAAGUGCAGUUAUUACUGCGAUACCGCGCACGCGAUCUGCGGGAAUCCAGACACCCUCGAAGGGAGUUUCGCCGCGUUUUUGCCGGACAAAACGAUCGUCGCGAGGAAAGCCUGGCGGCACCCCUGGAGAAGGAGCUACCACAAACGGAAAAAGGCGCAGUGGGAGCACGAUUCCGAUUACUGUUCCCUGGUCAAAGAGAUACCACCGUAUGAUGAGGGUCGUAGGCUCCUGGAUCUGAUGGACAUGGCUGUGUUGGAUUUUCUCAUGGGGAAUAUGGACAGGCACCAUUACGAAACGUUCAAGAUAUUCGGGAACAACACGUUUCCGUUGCACUUGGACCAUGGUAGAGGCUUCGGGAGGCCGUUCCACGACGAAAUCUCCAUUCUGGCGCCCAUACUGCAGUGUUGCAUGAUCAGACAGAGCACGUUGAGCACGCUACUGAAAUUCCAUAACGGGCCGGUGCCUCUCAGCGAAGCUAUGCGAAAAAGCAUAGCGAGGGAUCCAGUGGCACCAGUUCUCUGGGAGCCUCAUUUAACGGCCCUCGAUCGAAGGGUGCGCGUGAUACUUCAAGCGGUCCGUGACUGCAUAAAUCGCGAGGACUCGAGCCAGGUAGUCCACGAGAAAACCGAGGACGGUGCGUCCUAACCCUUCCGUGGAUUCUCGGUGAAAAGGACGAUCCUGAAAUUCUGGACGCAAAUGAACCAUCGAGUUCGUCGCGACGGUGCAUCCUCGUUCGUUGUAAAAAGAAUCUGUAUAAAGACGUGUAUAAAGAUUAUUAUGGUGACUGAAUGGGGAUAUGUUCGCGUGAGUGACCGUGAAUGUUUCUAAAUUAUGUGGUCCAAGGGAAUAUUCGUGAAAAAAAAAUUACGAUUUCUUGUAUCAUCGAUCGGCAAUUUAAUGACACCGAGUGGAUUCGGUGCCUCCACGAAAUCGUUACUAUACAGAGUUGGGCAGAAUUUUAUUUGAAUAGUACACAGUGAAA
Messenger RNA from Dufourea novaeangliae, 2520 nucleotides. Its product is annotated as extracellular serine/threonine protein CG31145. The record is from RefSeq and is a predicted model, not a curated record. Gene Ontology annotation, biological process: protein phosphorylation. Gene Ontology annotation, cellular component: Golgi apparatus. The transcript has 7 exons. Lineage: Eukaryota; Metazoa; Arthropoda; Insecta; Hymenoptera; Halictidae. Gene Ontology annotation, molecular function: protein serine/threonine kinase activity. Bases 66 to 2183 code for a protein of 705 amino acids.